CGUAUGGACGUCGCAUUGGCGUCACAUUGAAUGCAGAACAACCGUGCACUGCUCUUUGGGCGAAUGCUGUGUUAGAGGGGAGAGGAAAGUUUCUUUCCGUGAGAUGAGAAGAAAGAAUCGUUUGCUUCACUUCAUUAGAUCAAGAUGCGAUAUUGGUAUAUUUGCAAUUAAAUUUUGUGAGGAGAAAACUACACUGAUGGAAAUUGCUAUGUAGCACCUUCUUGAAUAAAGGAAAACUCAGACAAAUUAUUUUCAAGACAAUAUGGAAGCGUGUGAUUUCUGCGAUAAAGAGUUUAAUAACACUGCCCUGCUAAAGGAACAUUUUAAGACGCAUAUAAGCAUUGUACAAAGCAUGGAAGCAUGUGAUAUAUGUGGUAUGAAUUUAAGUGAUUCCUCUCAGCUCAAGGAACAUAUGCAGACACACACAGGGGAGAAACAAAACAUAGAAACCUGUGAUUUAUGUGGAAAUGACUUUAUUGACUUCUCUCAGCUAAAGGAACACAUCAAGACACAUAGAGAGGAGAAACCAGACAUGGAAUCAUGUGAUGUCUGCUAUAGAACGUUCACCGACUUCUCUCAGCUAAAGGUACACAUUAGGACACACAUAGACAAGAAACUAAACACGCAAAAAAGUGAUAUAAAUCAUAAGGAAUUCCGUUACUCCUCUCAGCAAGAGGAACAUAGCGAGAAAAAUGAAGGUGAGGAAAUAAUGAUGAAUUCAGGUAAUGCAAGUGAUGUAGAGCCAAGUACAUUCUCCUUGCUAAAGGAACAGAAUGAGACAGAUACAAUGAAAAAUAUAGACAAUUUCAGGUGCAAAAUCUGUGACCAAGGGUUUAGAAGAAUAAGUGAUAUGCAAACACACAUUGCGACGCAUACAGGAGAGAUAACAGUCACAUGUGAUGUCUGUGGUAAAAAAUGUAGUUCCGUUCCAUGCCUAAUGAAACACCUCAAAAAGCAUAAGUUAAGUUCACAGAAGAAGCAGAACGUGUGUAAGUACUGUGGUAAGGAAUUUAAGCUUGGACUAAGCCUACAAAGACAUCUUCAGACACAUAAAGCUGGGCAGUCACCAACAUAUGAUGUGUCUAGUCAGGGUUGGGAUUCAACAUCUGUGCCACAAAAUAAUUUGAAACGACAAGAAAUCAUGUCAUACAAGUGUGUUGUCUGUGACGUAGAGUUUCCACUCUUAAGCGAUUUGCAAAACCACAUCUUGACGCAUGACGGUUGUGGCAAGGAUUUUGUUCAGGCUACUUUUCAUCAAAAGCAUGCGAAGACUUCAUGUAUAGGACUGACGCCAUAUGUGUGCGAUAUUUGUGGUGAACACUUUUCAAAGAUGUUAGAACUAUCUGCACAUUUACGGACACACAGGAGGAAAAGGUCAUACCAGUGUGGUAUCUGUGGUAUGGAGUUUGCACAGAGCUGUCACUUGUCAACACAUGUCAGAACACAUACAGGCGUGAAACCGUAUCAUUGUGAUAUCUGUGGCAAGGAAUUUUCGCAGAAAAGUAAUCUGCUUACGCAUAAAACAUUACAUACAGGAGUGAAACAAUAUGAUUGUGAUAUCUGUGGAAAAGAGUUUUCGCAGAAAGUUAAUCUUCUUAAACACAGCAAAAAACAUACAGAAGUGAAACUAUACACACAUGAUAUCUGUGGUAAGGAGUUUUCACAGAGAGAUGAUUUACAUACACACAGCCAAACACAAACAGAAGUAAAACAAUACAAAUGUGAUAUCUGUGGUAAGGAGUUUUCUCGGAAAAGCAAUCUUGUUGUACAUGUCAGAAUACAUGCAGGUGUGAAACCACAUCAGUGUAAAAUCUGCGGUAAGGUGUUUUCGCAGAAAUCUAAUCUAAUUACACACAGCAAAACACAUACAAGAGUGAAACCAUUUAAAUGUGGUAUCUGUAGUAAAGAAUAUUUGGGGAAAAAUUAUCUUCUAACACAUGUCAAAAAACAUAAAGAUGAAAAACCAAACACGGAACUCGGAGAGGUACCCAACAAAGAGAAAAAUUCAGUGAUGCAUGUGUGAAACCAUAUCAGUGUGAUAUCUGCGGUAAGGUGUUUUCGCAGAAAUGUAAUC
This is a messenger RNA of Mizuhopecten yessoensis (Yesso scallop), 2074 nucleotides long. RefSeq names its product zinc finger protein 436-like. The record is from RefSeq and is a predicted model, not a curated record. The coding region runs from base 263 to 2023 and encodes 586 amino acids. Gene Ontology annotation, biological process: regulation of DNA-templated transcription. Gene Ontology annotation, molecular function: RNA polymerase II cis-regulatory region sequence-specific DNA binding; DNA-binding transcription factor activity, RNA polymerase II-specific. NCBI's taxonomy places the organism in Eukaryota, Metazoa, Mollusca, Bivalvia, Pectinida, Pectinidae. The transcript has 2 exons.